Molecule: messenger RNA, 1360 nt
Organism: Lolium perenne
Lineage: Eukaryota; Viridiplantae; Streptophyta; Magnoliopsida; Poales; Poaceae
Source: RefSeq, a predicted model, not a curated record
GCCAACAUCGUCCCGUCGGCUGCAACCAUGUCGUCCGAACGCAGCGGCCAGCGGCAAUGCCGGCACGGCGCCACGGGCGACGUCGAGCUCGACGCGGCCAUGGCGCUGGCCGACAUGGCCGGCGUCCCCGCAGCGCCUUCCGCCGGGCAGCAGCACCCCGAGCCACCGCCGAGGCAGCACGCCGAGGAGGAGGAGGAGCUGGCCAGCACGAGGCUGAGCCUGGAGCUGGGCAAGGUCGGCAUCCAGGCGUCGCCCUGCUCUAGCAGCUCCAGCGCCGGCGGGUGCCCCUCUCGCGCGCAGCAAGCGCUUCCGGCGGCCACGGCAGGGACGGCCGGCUACGGGCCCAGGCCCCGCCACGCACUCACCGAGGCCGAGAAGGAGGCAAAGCGGCUGCGGCGCGUGCUCGCCAACCGGGAGUCCGCGCGCCAAACCAUACUCCGCCGUCAGGCCAUCCGAGACGAACUGGCGAGGAAAGUUGCGGACUUGUCGUCGCAGAACGAGAGCAUGAAGAAGGAGAAGGAGACGGUGAUGCAGGAGUUCCUCACGCUCCAGGAGACGAACAAGCAGCUGAGAGAACAGGUUGUUGCGAAGGCGGCAGAGAGGGAGUCGGAGACGGCGCCGGUGCCGAUGGACACGACGCCGCCACCGGAGCAGCGAUCAGAAGCCACGCCGUCUACAACCGCCCAGCCGGAUGCACCGCCAGGGCCGAGCUUCCUAUACACCGGCGCUGCGCCACCUGCGGUGCCGGUGCCAUACCUCUGGGGUUCUUGGCCGGGGUACGAGUACGACCCGCGCGGCAGCCUGGGCGGCGUCGGCGCGGGACAUGCCCCGCCGCCGAUCGGCUAUCCUCCCUGCGCGUGGUACUAUCCCGUCGUGGCCGACCGGCGCGGCUCGCCGGCGACGUCUUACGCCGCGCAGCCGCUCUAUCAUGAGGCUGCGAGCGGGGGCGGCAGUCAGGGUACCGGCGGCGGAACGGCCGAGGAGGACACCGACGACGACCCGUGCUCACUCACGCUCGGGCUUGACGUUACCAGCGCCGAGAGCAGCGGCGGCCGUGCGGCGGCGGGCGGCAGGGAGAGGGCGGCGGAGGCUAGACGGAGGAGGAAGGAGCUGACGAAGCUGAAGCAGACGCAGCCCGGAGGCCGUCCUGGAGACGAGUAGAGUAGGUCGUCUCUGUUCCGGGCUUCCGGCCCAUUUGGCAGAGGACAAGAAACUAGUAUUGGUUUCAUCGUUUCAUGUUUGAUUUUUAGCCUUUUGUUCGUCGAAAAUGUUUUCUGUUUUCAAAUCAUUUUGUAGUGCAAUCUGCAAUCUGUAUACAAAGGAUAGCUAGUAGUAGUAGGUUUAAUGAUGUAGCACGGAG